Molecule: messenger RNA, 24481 nt
Organism: Pocillopora meandrina
Lineage: Eukaryota; Metazoa; Cnidaria; Anthozoa; Scleractinia; Pocilloporidae
Source: the annotation of a GenBank genome assembly
AUGGCCGAAAGGGUAGAGUUUAGCCCCAUUAAAGGAGACGAGGAUGCAGCCCUUAGCCCGCAAGACGAACGAAAAAGUCGUCGAAGUGGCAAGAAACGCAUAGCUAUAACUGCAGUAAUAGUUGUAGUAUUAUUUAUAGCUGCUUUUAUAGGUGGCUACUUGGUAACACGAGCUAUCACACCAGGAUGCGGAGAUAAAGACAAAGAACAAGAGAAACAGAAAGGUGGAAAUUCAGAUUCAUUGCACGAGGAAGCUGUAAAAGCAAUCUCUACAGAGAAGAUAGAAGAACAUUUGGGGUGAGUCUACCACCGCCUUAUUAAGUGCAUAUCGAGAUGGGGGCAUCUAAACGGUGUGGAUACAUAAAUUGAGUAUAUCGAAUUAGUUGCUCGAUAUUUUGUCUAAAAAAGAAAUAGCAGGAAGGUAUCAUUUAUGUAAAGUAAGGGAAAAUCACUCAGAAAAAAAAUAGUAUUUUUAAUACGAGCUAAAUGUUUGUGAGGAAGGGUGCAAAUGCUACAUCUGUUUGACCCUCGUACACAUUUUGCUUCAACUAGUCGUGGAUACUCAUAGAAAUCCACUUGAGACACCAUUUAAAGCGUUUUCCUAACAAAAUACGCCUAUGAUGUUCUUCUAUUAUUGUUUUUUUUUUUUCGACUUAAACCGCUUCAAGGGAAAUCAGGGCGCUCUCACGUUUAUAUUUUAUUGGGGGUCACGGCAUAAAAUCUUGUUUUGGUUAUAUCAUUAAAACGUAGGUACACAUGCUUGCCAGGCCAAAGUCAGUGAAUCAUGUCGAGAAAAAUAUAAUCCCAGUUCAGGCAAGGCAUUGGACUAACCAAACAUUGGUUUUUACAAGCCCUUGUACCAAAACACUUCUAUACCUCUUUAAUAUAUCCUGCUUCGAAAUCAGGCUGCGUGAGGUUGCAGUGUGUACAUAAGCAGUGAGAAACUCAAGGAAAACAGUGUUUGACAUAAUGGUUGGCGGGACCUUUUCGCAUUCUUUUUAAUUCUAGCAGAGACCUUACAACAUUAUUUAAAAACGAGACAUGCCAUUUUAUAGUUCGUAAGUUCUGAUAAUUUAGAUCAAGCCUUCCAUCUGACUUCCAUGAUCAUCACAUUCAGGCAUGGUGACUUUAGCCAAGGACGUAUCGUGAAUCGUAUCUUCGUCUUCACAAUAAAAGAACUAGUGAUGAAAAAAAUUGAUGUUACGAAACUAAACUAAGGCUAAGGAAUAAUUUUAAACAAAUUGAAACGAGAAAUAAUUUGGGAAGUGGAGGCUUCCAGCUGUCCAGGGUGAAGCUUAUUUCAAUUCUUCUUGCAUAUCAAUUAUUACCUGCUCUGUCUUGGCGCAGCAGUCGUUUUAUUUUGACUAACAAGAUUGUUUCAUUACGAUUGGCCUUCAACCAUUUCCUUUUGCACUUUUAAAGGAUUUAUUAACUUCAGAUUAUCAGAACCGUCCAUUGAUGUGUCAUCUACAUAAAAUUGCACUUUAAUCUUCCGAAAAACAUCCACCAAGCUACCAAAGUCAAACGACGAUUAUCAGUUCCUGCAUGGAGACGACCUAAAGGUGACAAUUGAUCUGAGAAUAACCUGGUUGAAUUCUGAUAUUAAAGUGUUUAGUUAGACUACAAAAUAAAUUUUCUGGCGUUUAAGCUAUUAAAGAUCAGUUCGAAUAUUAAUCUCUUCUUGAUUCGUGACUCCGGCCGCCCAGUGGAGGUAUACAAAUAACAAAUAUAAAUUGUGCCUUGAUGAUUUUUCUCUGUUUCUGCGGCUGCGUGGUGGGACCAAGAUGCACCUACGUGAAUUACAUGCACUUGAAAUGUAUCCAUUCUUGUUAAAAUUUUAGUGGUAGUGACUGAGAAAAGUACAGUUACUGAUAGAGUAAAGAACUGAUAUCAUAUCAUCCAGUAGGCCACCAGAGAAACGGUCCUUGCCCCAGAAUUCAUUUAGAACAUUUGAGUUCUAGUAUGAAUAAUUUGAAUGGUAUUUAGCCUAACAGGAGAAUUAGAACUUCCAACAGUGGACUAAACACUCCAAACACUCUAGCAUUGUAUUAACGCGCUUCAAUUAAGAAACGAUGUUGUAGUUGCGGUUGUUCAAAGCGGUUAAAACUAAAAUACAAACAAAGAAAAGAACGUUACAAAGUGAACUAAAAUGCAACGGAAAGUUGGACCAAAGUAACACUUACAUUUGUUAGGAGCUGGGAAAAAACUGCUCUGGAGCGGCGACGAACUGUAACGUGAAAUCUAGCUGCCGUAGGGCGAAAAUGACCGCUUGGAAAUGGCAAGCGUAAAAACUGACCCGAAGAGGCUUACACAUCCUUUAGAUACUAAUAUAUUACAGUAAAUUACUCGACUAACACGCUAAAAUACAUUCCGCACGCACGACAAACUACCAUUCAAAAAUCCCAAAGGGCAAAAACAAAAGAUACUAAUAAACGGGUGUUUAGUUCUUUACAAGUAUGUUGGGCCUACAACUGUUUUGCUCUGGUUUCGCCAAUAAUAAUAGUCUUAUUUCAGGACAUUGGUAAACUUAAGAAGAAAUGGGGAAAGGACGACGUACUUAACAUAUUUAUUUUAAAAUUUUCAAGCAUUGAAAAUGAUAACAGUAAUUAAAGACGCAAUUCUUUUGUUACAAGCGUAGAAUAACGAGAAAAACAAAUCUGAUUCCCCCAUAAAGAAUUUGUUAAUGCUCCAUGACUGAACAACAUAGAAUUCGUUGAAGGGCUUAACCUGAUUCCCUCACAAAGAAACUGUCAAUGCUCCAUGACUGAACAACAUAGAAUUCGUUGAAGGGCUUAACCAUCAAUUUUUUCACUUCCGGAAUUAACAUUCGGCCUAAGCCCUCCGAAAAUCUCUUGUGCUAAAUAGUCUUUGUUGUUUUUUGUGUUUUUUUUCACCUUCCUCCCUUUUAAUUCAAGCUAGCGUUUUCAAACCAACUAUGUGUUAAAGCUCAUAACGUUACAGUGUAAAUGUUUCCUUUCAAGCUAGAUUUGGAAACUCGAUUCCCGGGUUGAUACACGCAGGGUUGCGAAUUUUGAAACGAGAGAGACUGGACCUUUUUUUAAAAAGAAGUUUUUUUCAUUACCAACCCCUUACCUACGAUGAUAACAACAGACAAAGCUACUGGUGGCAAAUUAUUGUAUACGGCACUCUUUUUGGAAGUGAAUAAUAAUUAUGCACUUACAAAGUCUUCUUGUAUGAAAUCUAGAUAGAAGGUAUCAUCUGUAGUUGAAAUUGGUUCCCGGAAGGAAAAAAACAAGCGACAAAACGGAAAUAAUCAACGUGUUGCCAAGUAGUCGAUGGCUUUGUCAGACUCUAUCUCUCCACGUGGUACACAAAGUGAAUUUAAUUUCGACGAUGGAUUUUUAAGAGGGGAUUUUCCAGUAGAAGAUGAAUAUAUCUACGACGAUUAUGACUCGGAACCGCUUCUCAACUCUCACACAGAUUUUGAACUUUCACGACAAUUUCGAGGAAGAAGAUACUCGCGUCUUAAUCCCGACGAAGAGGAGACAAACACAAUUAUUCCAAUCAAAUGGAGAUCGAGGCGUUGUGUAAUGAGAACACUCAUCGUUUUUGUUCUAUGUGGACUAGGAACUGUGUGCGGUUAUUUCAUAUCGACACAAAAUAUUCGUGAAUGUAAAGCAACAGUCUCGUCCCGUGAAGACUUAGACAGUCUCCACGGGCCAUUUAUCAAUAGAAUAUCGAGUAGAAACAUAAAAGAGUCUUCAAGGUAAGUCAGUGUUGAAAUUACCAUGCAUUAUUAAAAUAAGGCGACAAGUUUCUGUCACGAAGUUUUGCAGGCAGUCACGCUAAAAGCGGUUCUUUAAAAACAAUUUAACAAAUUGACAGAGGAGGUACUUGCUUUUUACAGAGUGUUUUAAAAUGUUUUUUUGUGAUUAUUAUAAGAGCUUUUGACUAGUUCAGUACAGAGAAUCGUCAGACACGAAGAUUGCUCACCGAAGUAUCUACUUACAUCUCAAUCUUUAGCAUCGUUUAGCUAAACGAGCUCUAUAUGACUUGCUGUAAUCACCGCUCAGUACCUACGAACUUCAGAAAUUUAAUUCGUAUUCCUUUCUUUUCUUUCUUUUAAUACUUAGUGAAUAUCAUCACAGACAUCUCCUCCUUGACAGUCGUUCAUAUAUUUAGUUCUCCUAUCUACAGGCAGAGAUUUCAUUUUGUAUAAAUAUUAUAGUGGUAUAUUUUGCUUAAAAUAGGAUUGACGUAGCAUGCUUACUUUGAUGGACGGGGGAGAAAGUGGGUACUUAAGUUGACAACCUUACUGUUGACAAACUUAAUAUUUUUCAUCUCGAUAACUGCAUUGUAUUUUUCCGCGAUUCUUUAGGUAUUUUUCCAAAGCGCCUCAUCCAAGUGGGUCCAACGUCAGCUAUGAGCAAGCGAAAUUCAUCAAAGAGAAAUGGGAACAGUAUGGACUGGACAAAGUCGAACUGAAAAAGUACGAUGUACUGCUUUCCUAUCCGGACAGACCCGGCAUAGCGUCGAUAAAAUCCGCCAACGGCUCAACUGUCUUUACUGCUCAGAGAGAGGAGAAAGUACUCGAGCGUUCUGAGGAUUCUCCAGAUGUACUUACACCUUUUAAUGCUUACUCCAGUAGUGGAAAUGUCACGGUAAGUGAGGAAUGAUAAAAAUGCUGAGGAUGGGUACCCUGCAUAAACAAAGUGAGGAGAAGCUAUCUUCUGAGUGGUCUUUCUAUGAGUUCGUUGAAAAUUAAGCUAGUUGAUUUGAGGAAAUGCUUUAGACAAGGAAGUUUAGCAGGGAAGAAAAACAAUAACCCGACAAGAAUGCACCAAAAGAUAAAAAGGUGGUUAAUGACACACAAGAUUGAAAAACCAGCGGAUUUCAAAACACAAAUGCCAAUGCUAAAUAGUUUUAGAUGCAUAACCCUUACAGUUACCCCUUUGAAGCUGGCACAUUUCGAGAUUUGUCUUAUAUCCUUACACUUGGCGUGAAAUGAACGAAGGUGAUAUGGUGACCCCAUUACACAUGAACACUCAUACAGUUCUCUCUUGUAAUAGUUGAGUUGACAAAUAUAUUUCUAAACCUUCUUGUUUAUCCAUGAUCGCCUGGGUUGUUACGAUUAUCUCUUUAGUCAUGAGAAAUAAACUUAAUGUACGAUCAAGAUGACUUGAGCAACGCAAUGGCUUUCAAGCAAUAGCCUCGAGCAUUUGAGAAACGCCGUUGUCGACACUAAUUACUGUUAUUCGGCAGAUGCAACGGAUCCCGGAAAAAUUGGUUCCACCAAGAUACAUUUCGAUUGCGUCUAUCGUUAAGAGUGGUUCCACCCUGAAAUCAAAUCAACUCACAUAUAUCGUCUUCAUAUUAAUUUUCUCUUUAAAGCAUAGGAGUUUCUCUCUAGUUUGAGAAUAAAACACGGAACCAACCAACCAACAAACACUCACACACAACCUGCACAUUGAAAAAUGUAGGUUAGCGUAACAAAUCAGAAAAUUGCCAUCAACAAUUGAACAUAUGAUAAUUUUUAUCUACGUCCCGAAGUCAAACUAUCCAGAAGUACUAAGUUUAGUCUCGAAAAAUUCUUUCACGAUUGUCGUGUCUGAACGGCUGUCUUCCGAUUGGCCUUGAUCCGGCCUCCAAAUUUUGAGACAACCUGGUCAAGGCAAUUACAUGGAGACCAGGCCUAUUCACAUCGAUUCACUCAGAGGUCUCUCUGUAUAAAAUGAAGGAGACAAGACAUGUAAAGACAUAUUAAGAGGUAAUUGUGGUUCUAAAUUAAUGAAGCUUUAAACUGAGACUAAGUUUAUUGUGAUAAACUAUGAAACUCGGGGAAGAUUCAUUUACAUGUUGGGACACAUUAGGAAAUAUCAUACAGAACAGAACUUUCGGCAGUGUUCCUCACGAUGCAACAGAAACCUGUUUUGUAUUAAUUUUUGACAGGCACGUUUGGUUUACGUCAACUAUGCAAUGGUGGAGGAUUUUCAGGAACUCUGCGAAAUGAACAUCAGCGUUAAGGGUCAGAUUGUGAUUGCGAAGUACGGAAAAAUUUACAGGGGAGACAAAGUGAGUAUCAUCGGACAGAUUGGGCAGGUAGUGUAUACAUAUAACCAUUUGAAUAAGGCGCUUGAAGACCUCUUUCAAACAGGCUGUCGAGUAGAUUAUAAACCGGGACCUGCUAUAUAAAAUAAAUUAAGCCAAAGUAUACUAGAAAAAAAAAAAGAAAACUAGAUAAACUGAAUGUGUGUCGCAACUUGUCGUGAGGUGGAUUUUGGAUCAAUCUAUUUUCAGGCGAGAAUCGCAGCAGAAGCAGGCGCCAUUGGACUGAUCUUGUACACAGACCCAUCUGACGUCAGUCUUGAGGGAGCUGGCAACACUUUCCCAAACAGUUGGUGGCUUCCUCCUUCGGGAAUACAAAGAGGAACUCUACUUAAUUUCGAACAGGGAGAUCCUCUCACCCCAGGAUAUCCUGCAAGAGGUGGGUUGCAUUUAUUGCUUGACUGAGUGUUACAAAUCGGCUUUAAAUUAACGAUUUAGCGUUUAAUGGAAUAGUUUUUACGCUGUCCUAAUAUCAAUGAAUUUUCGAUAUUGUUUUUAAGACGGAAUCUACAGAAUUGCAGAAAACAAAGCUGCUCUCCCCAGUAUUCCAGUUUACCCCAUCUCGUACGAGGACGCUGCGCAUUUUUUAAAGUAGGUGUUGACUUCUGAAAUGAUUCCUUCCUAAAAUGUACGCAAAUGAUGUUGUCAAAACUUUUUUUGCAAGGAAAACCAGGCAAGCACUCCCGGGCACACUUGGAAAUAUUGAACAUAUAUAAUCAAACCGUUUAGAAUGAUUUUAAUAAGCGAGGCAGAGAACAAACACUACAGCUGGGGAUGAAGAAAAAUCCUGAAUCCCCAACCCCAUGUAGUCGACGACUACUUAUUAUGCUUCAUUAACUUCAGUUAAGUUAAUUUGCAUUCUUAACUGAGUAGUUUUAUGAGCCAUUCCUUUUUUUGUAUUAACUUGGGUGCUAAAACGUACACUAUACAGAAAUUUCGUAAAUUUUAUAGCUUAAAACUAUUUCUAUAAUCAGCCGAAAUUUUGUGAAUAUAGCAUUUUGUAUGAAAUCUUUAGACUACUGACUGGAAAUGAAGCCCCUGAGGACUGGCAGGGAGAACUACAAAUCAAGUACAACAUUACUAUGGCAACUCAAGACAAAAGGUAAAGAAAUCUUAUUAGCAAAGUCAGGGAUGAUCGUUAAGCUUAUUUUAGCUUCUAAUUCAUUCAUUCUUUUUUGAGCUUACGCUUACAUGUUCUUCUUUCCCCGUCGCUUUAACGUCUCUUUCAGGAAAGUCAACUUAGACAUAAAAAUGAAGCUGGAGAAAACGGCCGUGUAUAACGUUAUCGGCAAUAUAAAUGGACAAGAAGAACCAGGUGAGUCAAUUGAAAAUCACACUUCUUCGUCACCCAUGAUUAUUCCAUUUCUUUACGUUGUACGGUUUGUUUUUCAAACAGAUCGAUUGGUAUUACUUGGCAACCACAGAGACUCCUGGAUCUUUGGUGCUGCAGAUGCGUCCAGCGGUACAGCGGCUUUGAUGGAACUUUCCAUGCGACUAGGAGAAAUGCGAAAAAAAGGUAACGUAAUCAGCUUAUGGUUUGGUGGAUUUGGCAGGUUUCGGUUGGUCGUAUCUUAUAUGCGUAUAUUUCAUAGGGUGGAAACCACGAAGGACCAUGGUGCUUUGUAGUUGGGGAGCAGAGGAGCAUGGGAUGCUUGGUUCAACUGAAUGGGCUGAGGUAAGUUAAACAGUACGAAGAAACGUAACAAACAUACAAUUUUUGAAAUAUGGGUGGUAUCUGCUUGUUUGUAAAUAUCCCAAACUGAUCUGAACCUGAUUAUAGGAAUGUUGAGGUUUAAUCUGGUGCAUGCGCGUUACUCCGUGGUAAGAGGCAUGGAUCAUGCUUGAAAUAAAUACACUGAAAAAAUCACCAAAAUAGAACUUAAACUCGCACAAUUUGGUCGCUUUGAUAAUCGCAUAUUGUAAUAAUUCGUCAUUUUUCUUCUUUAUUAAAGGAUUUUGCCAAUCUUCUUUCCAAUCGAGCUGUUGCUUAUCUCAAUGUUGACGUUGCUGUGAAAGGUAGGUGGGUAACCCUUACUUCUUUAUCAGAGAAGUGCCUUAUUUUGCGCAGGUCGGUGUAUUAUCUGUAAUCUAUUUAAACAGGCACAAGGGGAAUCUAUUUUAUAAUUAAGACGAAGGAAAUAUAAAAAAUCGUCGCAAUUUUCAAAGAUCUGGGCGUGAUAUUUUUUAAGUUGUUCAACAAGUGGAAUUCAUCUCUUUAAUUCCUCGCUGGAACAUUGUUCACCAGAUGAAAGUGUUCAUCUAAGUUGUCUUCUCACCUUCGCUGUGAAUCAAUAUAUAUUUUUUUUUUCAAAUUUAGGGAAUUACAGUUUAAUGGUUCAGUCCAGUCCCCUCUUAGAAUUUGCUUUUAUGGAGGCAACUAAAAAGGUAAGUUGGGAACACUUAAUAUAACUUUAGCACGCCCCCACGCUAAAGGCAUUCGGGCCAUUCAUUUCCCGGUGUAAUGAUCAAUACACUCUCUGGUCUAAGUCGAGUUCAUGGGCAAUAAAACAUACAAAACAAUAUCAUUAUUUCUGUAGAUCAAACCUCCUGGUGUAAGAGAAUCCACUGAAAUGUUAUUUGACGACUGGAAGAAGAAAGUCCCGAAUAAAGACAAUCCAAAGCUGCCAACGUGAGUAUUUUUCAGUCGGUUAUGUUUUCGAAAGAUUUAUAGAGAAGCAUCACUUAAAGUGUAGCUCAUUAAUUUGCAUGCAGUCAAUCAAUAUCCUUGUGAGGGAUGCAUUCUAUGAAUUUUAAUUCUAUUGAAUUUCAGUGUUUCAAAGGUUGGUUCUGGAAGUGACCACCAGACCGUGUACUUUCGGCUGGGGGUGCCAUCAAUUUACUUCGAGUUCACUUAUGACAAGGUGAGAUCAUCACAUGACCUUUAACCUGCAAUGGAAAAUAGUAAAAUAAUCUGUGCUUCCAAGCUGUCUGCGCCAUAAAAUUCUCAUUCACCAAACACCUUGAUUAACAAUUCCCUUUCGGGUUCAAUUCUAGAAAACAAGAUCGUUAAAGAUUAUGCUACGAUGGUUGUCUUAACAAACUCCUUACAAAGAUUUAUGUUUAAUACAUUGGUCAUGACAUCCUUACACAAAACUAAAACAUAGAUUCUAACCCAAUUGGCAGUAAUUGUCGACAAGGAUACAAACAACGCUGCUCACGUCAAAUUGUCACGCGAUGCCUUUAUCAGCUCUCAAACAUGGAUGACUCGGAAUUUUGACGUCUACAUUAUGUUAAAAAAACAAACAAACCAACAGCGAUUUAGCUUGGUUAUUUGUGGUUAACUUGCUGCGGACUCACUCGGCUGUGCCUCGUUAGUUUACAACAUUUUGAUCACUAUGAUGUUGAAUAUCGUAGUCGAUGAGAGUAAAGACCACGCUAAACCACUAUCGAUUUGUUAAAUCGUUUCUUAUAUCUUACAGGUUAAGUGGCCUGUUUCUAACUAUCCAGUUUACCACAGUGUACAUGACACAUUUUACUGGAUGAAGACCUUUGUUGAUCGUGACUUUGAAUAUCACAAGACAUUGACUCAGUUGUGGCUUCAGAUUGCUUUGACUUUGACUGAUCAGCCAUUGCUGCCCUUCAACUGCUCACAAUAUGCUAGCAGAUUAACUUAUUAUGCCAAAGACAUCCAAACUAAGUACGAGAAAAUUCUCAAUCAGCACAAUAUAGUCCUUGGUAAGUGGCCUACUUGGACUCGGUCAUUUUUUGCGAAUUUUGAAAUUUCAGAUCGUGACAUGUCAGAAAGACAGAUUUCCCCCGAGCCAACAGAAAAUAACUUAAUUCUUUUUCUCUCUCUUAGAUAAUCUUAUGUCUACUGUUACUAACUUCAGUGACGCAACCUCCGAAUUCGAAGAAUGGUUGAAUUCUGUUGACCAAAAGGAGUGAGUAAAAUACAUUGUAGAGCAAGUUUUCAUUAGUGUGAAAUCGGUUUGUCGAUACCACCUGAUAUUUAUUUGUUUUAACUUUAUGUUUCCAACAAUAGUUCCUUGAAACUUCGAAUAGCCAAUGAUCGCCUGAUGCAGCUCGAGAGAGCCUUUAUCAACCCUCAAGGACUGCCGGGAAGGCCUUACAUGCGGUAAUAUUAUAAUUCAACGGGGAAUUAAUCUUCAAUUUCCUAUUUAAAACGAUGGGGUUGAGUUUCGGAAAAAGUUCGUGAAGUGUUUAUUAAGUAAAGUUAUAUAAACUACCCAAACAACACGCUUCUCAUGUGCAAUUUGGCACAAAGAGUUACAUUCUUUUUGAUUCACCCCAGUGACAGUAAAAAUGGUGCGUAAUAACCUCCUACUUGGCGGCGCGGUAGAUAUCCAACAAAAUUCUUCUUUAUUAAGGUUAAACACAAUAUACCCUACUACCAGAGACACCUCGUAAUACCUUAAAUCUUUCAUGUGACAAAUAUCUUUAAGAAAUUCGUUUUUUCGUUCAGUUUUUUUAUGCCACCUCAUAUCUUUUUAGUCACGUGGUGUUCGCUCCCAGUGCCCACAACGCUUACGCUGGCAGCAGCUUCCCUGGAUUGGUGGAUGCCUUGUACUCCGUGCAGCAGCUUAACAGCAAAGACUGGGAACUAGUGGAAAAGGAGUUGUCUGUUGCAGUAUUUUAUAUCCAAUCUGCCACUAACGUCAUGACUCUGAAAUCUAUUUAACCGAUGGAAAAAAAUACUUUCUUGAUGUACUGCUUACUUCAAAAAAAUCUUACUGCCAGCUGUAAUUAAUUGUGCAAAGUUUAGAAUUAGUUUGAGAAAAUUCAAGUUUUUGAAUUUUAUGCUUUCAUAAACAUUUUGUUCGUCUUUGUUUGAAUGCUUUAUACUAAUGGUUUAAAGGGUUACCCAGUCAUACAUGUAAAAAAUAUGAAUCAUUUUAGGAUAUUUGGCUCUCUCAGUCGAAGAGUGAAGCGGAAAAGGCUACAACUGUGCUAGUCUCCAAUUAACAGAGGAGAUCUAGUUAUGAUUGGUUUAUGUGCAGAUUGUACCAUAGGUAGCGUAGAUUUUUCAAGUAUGAAAAGUGUUUCACAUCAUGAAGUUUGGAACGCACAGUGCCGCAAUUAGGGUAUUAAGAUAGAGAUCAUCAUUCUUAUUCUAUUCAGAGAGAAGAGAUGUUUCCCAUUUUGUAACACAUGUGCUCUGUAAUUAUAUUAGUAUGCUGAUUUGAAAUCUGGAUAUUUUAGACUAUGGUGACUUAUAAGCAUACCAAAGUAACCGAAACGACUGUUGUGUUUAUUGCAAGGGAUUUUGUAGACAUUAUUUUAAGUUUGUGGAAAGACAGUUGCUAACUUUGGUUUUAUCGCUUCAGUCAAAUAAAAUCGCUUUAAGUCGCCUUAAAUCGCCUAAAGUCGCAAUAUUUUUUCUGCCAAUUUUGCUAAAGUCACCUAAAGUCGCCUUAAAUCGCCCAAAGUCACCUAAAGUUACGGCGAUUUAAGGUCCCAGAGAAGGCCUAUUUACCAAAGCCACUGUAAAACUGACUAAAACGUCCUCAAUUACAAGGACUCAAAUACACAUUUAUCAGUCCUCUUUUGCUGUACAUCUUUCCUUGCUUCUAAUAUGUAUUUUUCUUCAAUUUUAUCUCAGAUUGUACUGAUGGGUGUGUAAAAUGUCAGUUUUGCGUUUGAAGCUCUGCUCACACCGUACUCACAUUUUCGAUUAAAUUAAGGUCAAUUUCAUUUCAUGGGAACAAAGUGAAAGGAGUUAUGAGCCAACCCUAAAAUCUGAAAAUUUCAAGAAGUAAUUGUAGGCCAUUGUAGAGAGAAAUAAACCACAAGUUGUAAAUUAGUCACAAAUGUGAAUCCACUGUAUAUUGUAAUCACUACAUGUACCCACGCUUUUAAAGCUCACUUGGAAUCUAAUCAUGAAAAAUUAGUACCUCUUCGUAACAAUACAACAAUGAAGUCGGGUUGAGUCACCUAAGAUAUAAAAUAGUAGGAUCUGAUAUAUUAAAGAAUAUUGCUUUUUACAACCCAAAACACUCUCGUAACCAUUCACCUUUAAAUGUACAUUAAGAAAGAAAUCAAGACGAGAGAAACUCCACUACAUGAGUUCGAAUAGUCUCUUUAAGAUGACAUUUUAUAAAGAUAUUCUUAGUUAAGAGGAAAAGGCAUUUCUUGAAGGAUGCAAAAACGAGACAAAGCGAAAUCCGACCGAAUUGCUAAAUCAUUGAUAAGGAUAGCUUCGGAACUGUAUUUCUUCGUGACUGUUGCACUUACGCCAUGAUCGGUAAUAUGAUCAUCUUUACAAACCUGCCCAGAGGAUGCUCAGUAUACGCAAUUUGAACAUAAUAGUCUUAAAUGAUCUUAGCUUAACACCCUCAAUUUGAUAUUUUUACAUGUCCCAUUUUGAAGUUAUAGCUGUUACAUUAUAUUCUGCUUUAAACUCGAAAAAUAGAGUACUAUUACAAUUGACUGUCAAACGAUAAUUCCUACAUCAAUCACGGAAUAUUGCACAAUGUUUUCGUGACAAAGUUUUGAGAUUAGUCAACCGGGAAAUAUCACUUUAAAAUGACCAGCGAAGUACAGUUUGUUUUUAAUCUGAACAAUAAAACUUUAAAACAACCUAAACAUGAUGGCCUCCAUUUAUUGUGUCGAAGGGACGCCUGACUGAAAAGUUAAGCUGCGACGGUUGUGGGUGGGGUUUCUUUGUUUUAGCCAAUCGAGAUGCAAACAGCCACAAAAGCCAAUUUAUUGGCCUUUGGUUUGUUUGACUUCUCCGCCCCUAACAUCAACUGCAGACAGACAAAUACACAUCUCAUCAAAAUUGAUCAAAACUGACGUCCAAUCAAGUUCUGCGGUAACGUAUACCGUGGUAUAUAGAAAAGUGAGAGAAAAUUCGCUUGUGUCCGAGUGGGUCUAAAACACCUGCAUCUAAAAAGAGGCACUCUUCCGAAUAUACGUGUUGGAAGCAGCUGAAAGACUGUCACAGUGCUCCUUGUAAUUUCUCUUCCCUCUGCAAAUGGCAUUAUUUCCCAAGCUGAGUACUGAAUUCUUAGGGUUUCUGUACUGGGAAUGUUUUCGUUCUCAUUAUUCAUUAAUAUAUUUAUCUCUUUUUUCAUUUAGCAAUGACGUUUUUCGACAGGGAAACGCGUCUUUAUAAAGACUAAAGCAGUGUUGACUUAGUGUUAGAUCCUGAUGGUAACGCUGAAUUCUAAUGCUAGUUAAUGAUACGCGUCAUUCACCAUAAUUCUGGUCGACUGGCUGUCUGACGCCAGACGGAAUAUUUCACUGUCGAUACUAAAGAAAAUUGCUAUAAGUAUAUAGCAAAUGCAAAAACAAGGCAAAUUUCCUGUCAUCAUUGCCCUUGACAUUUCUGAUUUUGAUCACGAGAGAUUUACAUAUUUCAAGAUGAUAAGAAUCCUUCAUAUAAAUUCUUAAUGUCCAAUUGUUCCGAACUUCCUUUAUAACAAACUCUUCUUUGCAAGAAGCUUAUGUACACUAAUGUUUGUUUUCAAAGAGUUUUCUUAUCUUACCUUCCCACAUCACCAGACAGACAGCAACAGAGAUUCAAAGCUUCUCCAGUUCACCCACAAGUACAAAUCUUUUGUUGCGUGUCUUGUAUCCACUAUCCUUCUAAUUAGCGUUGGGCCGUGCGGCUUUUUUCUCUCGAUCGAUUCAUGCCCCUGUAAUUAAAAGAUUAUUCAGCGAUUAUUCUAAUUGGCAAACCAUACGAGUUGAUCGAAAUAACGCAUUCCUGGAAGCCUAGUUUUGAAAGCCUUCCCACAUUGGUUAAUAUUUUCAAGAGAAGGCUGUUUUCGCAAACUGAGGGGGACUAAAUAAUUAGGCACCUUUAAAUCCACCAGUAGAAUUCAAGAACUAAGCAACAGCUGGAAAAUUGAUUGUCAGUCAGUGUGUUUACAGAUGUCUAACGAUCAUGUUGACACUGGACUUACUUCAAACAAAAUUUCCAUAUGAACGUGAACACACUGUAAUGAGAGGCAAGUAGCUAGCCGCGUGAAAAUCGGUGGUUUUCCACCAGGAUUCUAACGGGAAUGUCAGUGCAAAAGAAGUUUGUGUUAGGUUUCUUUUCAUUCAUUUUUUUUAUCUUCAUCGUCGGGUUUAUCACCGGUUAUUUUUCCUGCCCGGGUGCUGAGUACUCAAACUGCUGUGGCGCGAAAAAUGAAAAUGAUGACACAUCAAGAAAAUUACUUGAGCAAGAAGCUUUCGAACUAAUUUCAGGACGGAAGAUCGCCUAUUAUCUAAAGUGAGUACCAUUUUACAUAACCAUAAUACGUAGAGGCAUGAACUUAUGCACCACUUUAUUUACGUUUAAGCAAUUUAAACACGAGCAUCAAUCCUGAUAAUGCUGCCAAAGAAUGAUAAUUAGCACAGGCGUUUUGUGAAUAACGAGUCCUUGUGAGAGCUAAACAUUCAAGUUUUCAAAUCUUCUGGAUCUAACAUUGAAUACAUCAAAUAUUAAGACGCUCAUCAACUUUCUUUUCUCGUUCUUUCCAUGAUGCUACAAGGAGGUUUCUAUAAUUAUGAGCUUUGUCCCUCUUCAACCGACAUUUAUUAAACGCAACUAUCAGAUGAUUACUAAUUGAAAAGAUAAUCUCCACGUUUAAAUUUUUGUGCCCAACAGAGCAAAAUUAGAGCACAUUUCAAUGCCAGCUGAGGAAUCAAUAAUUUUUAGCAGUGAAGACAUUCUAUUGUUUAAAUGCUGUGUUAGUAACAAAAUCUCUCCAAAAACUGUACAAGUCGUCAUGUACAUUGGUUUUCGUUACAAUUAAGCCUACUAGCUUGAAAGAUAGAGAAGAUAUAAGAGCCACCAGCGCAUGAGAUUGAAUCUUUUCAAUCAAUUUUAAAGGCUCCUGUAAUGUAGGACCAAGAUGAAUACUAAAAAUAGGUGAAUUCAUUCGGAUCGUCAUCUUAGGCUUUCAGCAAAUUGAAGAGAAGGAUGAAACUAAAGGUUAAUUUUGACAUGGUUAACUUGACAAGUGGACAGCCAAUCAAGAAGAAAAAUAAAAAUUUACCAGGCUAAUUUAGACUGAGCUGAAAAUCAAAUAUUUGAAAUGUUGCGUGGCUGAGUGGAAUUUGGUUUUCAGUAACUUUGAAGAAUAACGCGGAAUUUCCAGAUCCGUGUUGAAUGAUCAGAAUUCAAAUUUACUAGUUUACUCUGAUGCUUGCUAAAUUGAAUUUUCAUGAGACAAGCAAAAUAGACAAUUCUAACUUAUCAUUUUCCAAAGGCCGCGUAAAAUGGCUCGCAAGUAUCUCAAGUAUAUUCCUUUUAAAGAAGCACUAAAUAUUAAUACUUCUUUCAGUUCAUUUCUCAAGUAUGCCAUGCUUUUAUCUCUUUAUAUCUCUCAACAUGGAAAUACAAUUACAUCAUGCAUGAGUUUCCAAGAUGGAUCUUCAGCAGUCAGGACGGCAACGCCGAGGGAAAUGUCGAUUAAAAAAACGAAUUUAUAAUUUUCUUCCAAUUUCUACUAUGGCUGGAAUUCUAUGCCGUCCUUAAGAGAGUCAGACCUCAACCUAGACAUGACGUUUUUUUUUUUUGGUUCUAAAUAGAAACGUACUUAAUUUUAAUUUGGGGUUCCCGUUCUCUCACGUUAUCAGUGGUCUUAUUUUCAAUUGCAAUGUGAUUAUUUCCUUUCCUGUCCUGUCCAAAUCGGGUUGUAAAGAAAUUUCAAACGAGAAAAAAACCUACUAGAACCUUACUCACUUUCCUAUUUUAUGUACUUACAAAAUUUGAGUCAAUUCAGUUGUUAGAGCAAGGGUUCUUUAGAUUACAAAAAUAAUUUACAAAAAAAAAUGAAGGAAAAAAUUUAACAUUGUGAACCAAUAAUAAUGGUUUAGCAUCCCUCUUUCUAGGUAUUUCGCAAAUAUUGCACAUCUUGAUGGAACAAACGACAGUUGUGCGCAAGCGCUGUUCAUCAAAAACGAAUGGAAUUCAUUCGGCUUCGAUGCUGUGCAGUUGAAGCGUUAUGACGUUCUACUGUUGUAUCCCGAGAGGCCUAGCGUGCUGUCAGUGAAUACUCAGAACGGAACCGAAGUUUAUUCUUCAAUUCUGAAAGAAGAUUCAACUAACAAAGAUAAUGGUCCAAAGCACGCUAUUCCUUUUAGCACCAAUUCAGCUUCUGGUGCAGUGUCUGGUAAACUGGUGUAUGUCAACUAUGGAAGAGAGAGUGACUUCAACUACUUAGACUAUACAAACAUAUCGUGUAAGGGAAAAAUUGUGAUGCUAAGAUAUGGAAGGAUAUCUGAGGCCAAUAAGGUGUCCGUUGAGUUUUCAUUUAUUUUAUGUAUUAUUUAGAAGUCAAUGUUAUUUGUUAGAGAAUGGGAAAGUUCAGAGAGUACUUUCGCAGCGAUCAGUCACUUUACUGUGAGAGGUAGGUCAAAUAUAGGGUCGACUCUUGAAUAUUGGCGUUAUAGGUUAAAAAAAUAACGUUAUUGCUGCGUUAUGUUGUUAAGUAUAAAAUGCGAGACGAGAGUUUAAGCUUCAUGUACAACACUGCUUCUCAAUUUGAUACUGAAAAAUCGUUUCGCCGUUAGCUGAUUUAAAGGAGGAAGUCUAAAUCAUAGGUUUCCUAGAGCAAAUGUUUUGGACCACAGCAGAUACUAUUUAUAAUAUAUAGUGGAAGUAUAAAAAAAGUAAGGGAGGCAAAAUCAAUCUUUGAUUUGAAUGUGCCUUAAAAGCGCACAUCAACUUUGAGUUUGGAAAGAUAACGGACUUUUAACAGAACUUCUAUUCUAAGGUAGAAAUGAAGAUGAGUGGAAUCAAGCCUUAAACCAGAUAAUGCGGUUUUUUAGCAUCAUGUUUAGAACUUUAUUUUAAAAGUAAUUAAUUCAUUUAUAAACGUUCUACACGGUGUAUUCCAAUUCAGUGGGUAAUUUUGCUCAGUCAAAGUGAUUUUUACUUGCCCUUCCAUUACCUAAGAUACUUAUAAAGGCUUCAAAAAUAUUAAAAAGGAGAAAGAAAUAAGGAAACGGUGAAAGAACCACUUAAUUUUUAAUGAUCAAUCCUUUUCCUACUUGAUGAGCAGGUUACCAAUGCACAAAAAUGGUCGGCAGCCGGAGUCUUGUUAUAUGUUGAUCCUUCUGACUAUUCUGGUAACACAACACUUCUAUGGUACCCAAGUAAUGAAGGACCGAGUAUGGGCCUAUGGGUCAACAGAGGAGACCCAGUAACGCCUGGUUACCCAGCCACAUGUCAGUCAUCAAGCUUCUUGUGUUUGGUUUAGGCUCAAUUUAAACGUAGAUGAGUACAAUAAAUAUUAUCACUCUGCAAAGUACAAUAGUUUUAUCGCACCCGGUUUUUAUCGGAACUCAUCGAACCUUGAACGUUUAUUUGUUUAUUAUUUUUUUACAUAAAGCUGGAAUUUACAGAGAGACAAUAGAUGAUAUUCCAUUCCCCAAGAUCCCUGCGCAGCCAAUUCACCAAAGAGAAGCGGAAAUUUUAUUAAGGUAAACUGAAGGUUUCUGGAGGUUUCUCACAUUUUCCCUUUUCACACAGGAGUAAAACGAGGAUAAAUGAGUUAAUAAGGGAACCAGACUAAAUACUGAAGAGAAGGAUUGAGAUGGGAAAAAAGGCGAACUGCGAUGGACUUGAAGCUUUCAGCGAAAAAAAUUGUUAAGAUACAAGCACCUAAAAUGGGAUCACAACUAAAAGAAAGGAAAUUGUUUAUCUUCCUGCCAUUCGUCAAUUGAAUUUUGUCCCAUUUUAAUCAAUUUAAUAGGAUGCUUAACCAUACAACCCCCCCCCAGGACUGGCAGGGUGGACUAAACUUUGACUAUAGAAUACAGAUGAAGCCAAAUGACACAAGGUAUGUCCUAAAGCGAGAAAGUUCACUCCUGUGUUUCAUUGCUGUCUUGCUCACUAUUAAAGCCAUAUUUUCAUAGUUUGCGAAAAUAUAUGAAGAUCUGAACAAAUUUUACGAGUUAAGAAUCCAACAAAUCAUGAAGUGAAAUCAGCUAUAACGUAAGCGCACUGAGGGGAUUGAGAUCGUGGGCCUAGGCCGAGUUGCAACUGUAAAUAAUGAUACCAUGGAAGCUGUGUAAUAGUCAUAUCUUUAGAGAGAACCUCUUAGAGUUAUCAAGCGUUUACCUUGGAAUGUUAAGCCACAAGAAAAUUGAUAAUGUACUUCUAAAAAAAAUGAAUUUAACAAGUAGAUAUGGGGCUAUGCUUUAAUUUCUCCAAAACAGAAAGGUCACUUUGAACGUGAGUCUUUCCUUCGUUGAAAAAUACGUUUGUGAUACAGUUGGAACCAUCAAAGGGAAAAUAGAACCAGGUGAGGGAAGCAGUUCUCUGGAUAUGAUUGUUGACCAUCACACAGCAUUUGAAAAUAAUACCAGUAAAGCCAAAGAGUGGUUCUUCUUCUUUUUUUCCCUGGAUGUUAACAAUGUGGGCCUGUUUUGUUUUUUGGUUUGUUUGUUUUUGUUUUGUUUUGUUUUUUUGUUUUUUUUUCCAAUAAACAUCCAGCUUGAAGGUUUCAAAAGCCAACUUUACAAACACUGCCGGAGUAAAAGUGCAUCACGCAUAGAAUCGUUCGAAAUUAGAUUAUACUUAUUGAUCCCCUUCAAGUGAAUGAUACCUGUUCCCUUGGAGUCUCACUUGGAUAUGACGAAAUUCCGCCAAUUUGAAGUUAAGUUAUAUUCCUUCACGGUUCGAGUUAUUGGAAGUCGAUUUUUCUUUUAAGACAUAAAUCCACUGUUAUUAGUUAAGAAAAUAGAUUUGAAAUUAAAAGUCAGCGAUUGAAUUUAAAUGUGCACAUAGAAAAAAAUGUUAUUGCAGAUCGUUAUGUACUACUCGGUAGCCACCGUCCAUCAAGCGGCACAGCGAUUCUCAUGGAGAUCACAAGGAUCCUUCUUUCUGUUCGAAAGAGAGGUACUUCAGUACUAUUCUUUUCGUCAUCAUGUCUGAUCAAGUCUUUUGUGUCAUGAAAAUUUUAAUUAGGUAGAGACGAUCUCCAUCAGUUAAAUCGACUCGUACACGGUAAAUAAAGAAUUUUCUUCGCCGUAUAGUGCAUUUGUAUGGCUGCUGGUGAGCUUUAUUACCUUGUAGGUGAAGUAUUAUGUCGAACUUAAGUUGAGUUGACUCGACAAUUUCAUUCAGGUUGGAUUUCCCGGCGAAGCAUGAAAAUUUGCAGCUGGGGAGCAGGUGAAUACGGAAACAUGGGAUCUAUAGAAUGGAUCGAGGUAUGGUACUUCCUAAUUGACAUUUAUUUAGCUCCGGUAGGGUUCAGAGAAGCAUUCAAAGGAAGAAUCAAGUAUGUAUUACUUUUAAUGUACUUUUUAAAGGAGAAUUGACAUCUCGAGUUAUCAGAACGACCUAAAUAGGCCGCAAAAUCAGUUUGAGAUGCAUUGGAAUUGAAAAUAGCAAAUAUCAUCCGUAAUGCAUUAUAAUGAUUGCUGACGUUGAGAAGGGCAUUGAAUGCAACAAAAGCGACUUCAGAGAACAUUUUACGAUUAAUUCUUUUAGGAGUUGUAAAUAACACAAAUCUAACGAGAACUUACCGAUCAGAUUGCGAUUAGAUACCUAAUGUUGAGUUCUUGCAAUCCUCGUUCUGUUAUUGACACAGAUAAUCAAAUGAUACAAUUCUAUUAGAACAUUCUUUAGUUUACGUGAGUCGUAUUGUUACAUGAAUGAAGUGUACAUUUUAAUCAGUUGUCCUUCACAUCUACCAAAGGAGUAUCAGAAAAUCCUCGAUGCACGUGCCGUAGCCUACAUCAAUGUAGAUAGGGCUGGAGAAGGUAAAUCAUCUGACCAAUAACAAAUGAGCAUUGAAGGACGAUAUUUAAGUCUUAUACCCAAAACAGAGCAGUAAAACUGACCAAAAUGUUUUGCAUGAAUCAGCCUUAUCUUCGAAAUACUUCAUACCUAACUCUUCAGCCUACUAUAUAGACCCUUCACACGUAUCAGAUGUAAGACAGUUAUUGCUUAUUAAUUUUUUGUGUUUUGUUUUCUUAUUGUUUAUUAGUUGUCAAACAUCCUCCAUCGGAAAUUUUGGGUUGUUUUUCCAAGCUUUCACGUCAACUACAAGACGAAUAUUGUUUUCCAUAAAAUUUUCAAACAAAUCCUCUCUCUAUCUUUCAUGAUUUACUUACCAUAACCCAGACAGUCACUUGAUAGUGACUAGUGGUACAGUAUUCGGCCGCCAAUUGGAAGAUCUCUGAAUCUUCGAGGGGUAUAAAAAUCCUUCCAAUUCUGAGACACAUUUGAACAAAUGGUGUAUGUUUUGUUAUAGGUGAAAUAGUGAUGACAUUAAGUCCGUUGUUGGAACAAAGAGCCCUUCAGACAGCAAAAAAGGUUGUAUAUCUGCUUUUUAUGUGAAUAAGUGUUUAGUCAUUGAUGCAUGAACCUCAUGUCAGCAACAAAAUAAACAACUUACUUUUGAUAUGCCUCAAACACUACUUGUCUUGGAUGCAUUUAAAUAAUUGCUUGUAUUGUCCGAAAAUAGCUCCCCGAGGGUCUGUGUCAAAAGGCUUAACACCUACUAUGAAAUCAGCCAUAGCCAUUGAAAAAAAAGUGGAUUUAUUCUAAGAAUAAGUUGGUGUUCACUUUUCAGCUUUUGAACAAGACUGAGCAUGAUUAAAACAAUGACAACAGAAAAGCUUUGGCGACUCGAAUGCCCUAAGCUUAGUAUAUGAAGGCGAUGGGGAUGAUCUAGAAUCUUUAGGAGAGUCUGGGCCACGUCCUUAACAAUAUGAGCUGCGUAGGGUUCACAGAAGCGAUCCGCACGAACACAGUGCAGAACAUGUGACAGCGAUGCGACCUCCUCGGAAACUCAGACUGGUAUCUAAUUUACUGCGUGAUUUAUUUGUAUUUGAUAUGAAAAUCCAAUAAAGCAAGGGCACAAUCUAAAAGAAUGCAACAGAAAUUUUUUAAACCCGCUGAGCUUCCGAGGGUGUUUUAUAUAAAAUUGUCAAAGGUGCGAGUGUGGAACUUAUCGACCAAUGCCGACAACUCGGCGUGAAAGUGUUUGUUGUACGGAAAUCGGGCAAUUGAGGCAAAAAGUAGAAGAGCGAGGGUCUGAAACCCAGAUAAGUUGUAUCACUGAGUAUCCAGGUUUUUAGUCAAUUUGCCUCGAUUUCUGGGUGCUUGAGACGGCCUAUUACGCGUACAGGCAGCAGUAAGGCACAGAGAAUCAACGAGUAAGCUAAAUGUUUUCCGUUUCAUCUGUUUUGUUACAUUUUGAGAUCGAUUUGCUUGAGUUGUUUCUGUCAUUGAUUUAAUAAUACAGUACUACAGCUAGUUGUUUAUAGUUCCGAAUAAUUUGCUUCUGGUAGGGCCUGAAUUGUCGGUACAACACCAGGAAGAAAAAUGACUGCUAUAAACAACAGAAUGUUCGAACGGCUCGACGAAAUCGGCUAUUUUCAUUUGAACAAGUUUCACAAAUUGUGGCUUCAAAUUUGUGUCAUUUGGAAAUAUUUGCGUUGUAUGCCCAGUUUUGUUUGAAUCAGUACAAAACUGGACGACACAACGCUUUACCAUUAUGAAAAAAAUGAAUAUAUUGAAGCAAACUGUAAGUAAAAAAAUCAUGACGAGACCGGCAAACAACGGCUGUGGAAAAGACUCGUGUCCCGUGACGUCACAGGAAAGAUGGCGCCAUUCAAAAUGGCGAAUGUUUCGAAUUUGGAAGAGCUUUUACAAAGUGAAAAUGGACUUUUAAGAAAAAACGAAUGGCACCUUUGGUGUACUUGAUAUAUUUACUAAACAUCUAUGUGAAAAGAAAAUGAACGUUUUUUGGGUUUACAUGCCCUUUAAAAACAUUUCCUUGAAGGUUUCACUGAGAACCGCAUAUUCAUUUCAAAAUCCUUUUUUUUCUUGAAAUUUAACCCUGGAAUAAUUUUAUUAUUUCCACUCCAGCCUCUCGUUGUUUGAUAGAGCAGGAAGAGGGUGCUUUGCUUUUGAGUACAGGAUUGGUGUGCCAUGUGUGGAUAUAGCGGCCUUUCAACCUGAUCAAGUAAAAUGAAUAGCUUGAAGAUAAUCCUGAUCUCAAGACUCUUCUUUUCCCUUCCUUCUGUUAUUUAAGUUUGGGCAGAGCUAUAUCAUAAAUCCCCAAAGUCUUUACUUUACUUGACCAUAAAAAUUCCUAGUUUGGUUUAGUCCAAGAAAAAUUUAUUACUUUAAAAUGAUGUUUAAACGACUUAAGCCUCAAAUGCCAACGAUUUAUUCCAAAUUUAAAGAGGCACCCAACACUUCAAACACAGAAACAUUUCAUUAUCGUUGCUAUUACCAUUAUUAUCAUUAUCAAUGUUGUUUGCAAUUCAAUUUAACAAAAAAAAAAGACAAACUUUUUACUUAGUUUUUUCUCUAUUUGAUUAGACGUCUGGAAAUUAUCCAGCUCAUAUACCACGCCGCCACUCAUCGGAAACCAUCAAAUACUACCUGACAUUUGCGCAGCUUUGGCUACAAAUGGGCUUUGAUAUCGCAGGCUCGGUAUUCAUACCUUUUAAUGUGGUUCGUCAAGCUGAGGCCAUUUGUCGCCUUGUAGAUGAUCUAUCGGUCAAAUACAGCAGCUUACUGAGGACAAAUAAUAUUACCUUAGGUGUGUUGAAUUAACCAGCUAAACUAAGUAAUUUCAACGGAAAUGGUUUAUUGUUUAAGGUUAUGUGCAAAAAUAAUGGAUCUUUUUCUCGAUCUUAACUUGUACAAGUGGACACAACGUGAUCUUUUUUCAUGCACUGAUUUUCUCAAUUAUUGGUAUCCAACAGAGUUUUUGAUAAACGCCACACAAGAGUUACAAGCAGUUGCAAAUGAGUUUCAAAGAAAUUUGAAAACCCAAGACAAUGAAGAGUGAGUAUAGGCUGCUACAAGUGUGUAAAAACAGCACAAACAACAAACAACGACAGUAACUUGAAUUUUUUUUUUCUUCUCGUCAUAAGUGUAGGAAAAGAAAUAAAUUGAUUUUACAUAAGGAAUCAAACCCUAAAACUUUGAAUUCUGCGCUAAAGGUCUACCACUGAGGCACAGAGACUAUCGUGAUCUAAGAGACAACAAAAACAACAGUUUGUAAACCAGUGCAGUCCUCUGAGAAUAUUCAACUCUUUACAAGCGGGCAGAAAAUGUUUCGCAAAUCAUGCAACAAUCACUGAGCAGAGGUCUGUGAAAUGGUGGGAGGUUCCUCUUUUUCUAUUGUAAAAAUGUUUUUUUCAAUGUUCAACAGAAUAACGUCCUCGACACCUUUAUGAUUUUGUCUCUUUUCCAUGUUAGUGCAUUGCAGGUUCGAAUAAUCAACGAUCGCUUACAACAGCUUAACAGAGCCUUCAUUAACAACAAUGGGCUUUCAUAUAGGCCUUUCUUGAGGUGGGCGGAAGAUCCUUCUUCCCAUUGUACCACAACAACUUGAUAUUGGUUAUUGAAAUAGAGCGAUUUAAGAUAAUAGCAAAGAAGUCGAUAGCGUCUGGGCACAUGUAAAGUGACCAAUUUUUCAUAUCAUUUUCAAAGUCCACUUCACUUAAAUCACACACAUAUUUGCAUAAGUUGAGAAGAUGUCAUGCUUGGAACCUGGCCAUUUUUUAUUAAUGGAGUUUUUUUAUUAAUGUUUUAAGACAUCUUUCCCUCAAUAAAUAAAACUUAAAGAGAGAAUUGAAAUAUAAAAGUAAUUGAGACGGAGAUACACUGUGUUCAAGAGAAUUCUUGACAUCACAAGAAAAGAGCAGUACCAGCACUUUAACCUCAGGCAGCCUAAAGUCAGUGACAGCCGUGUUAAAAUAGCACUUUAUGAGAGAAGGUCUGGGGAUCAACAGAGUAAGACUCAAAAUUCGUAUGUUUGAAUUUUUAAAUGUAACUUACUCGCGUUGCAUUUCUAUCAUAUCGUUUUUGAUUGUCCACUUCUGAAGUCAUUUCAAAGCCGUUCUAAUAAGUUUUAGAGUUCGAGUUAUACUACAAAUAAAAAAUCAUCUCAAGGCCGGUAAUUUUACGAGCCAAUCGACAAGCAUGUUUUCACCGCGGUCGUCGUCAUGGUUGCACAUACUCCUCUUAACUCCUCACCGGAAAAAUGAAUACAAAAGGUGUUGCUAAAGCAAAUUUGAAACACAACAUAACCAAAAGAAAAGCUAGCCCCAUAAGAUCUGUAGAAUAUGGGUUGCUCGCAUUUUGCUGAUGGCUCUACUGGAACAAACAAUCUGUUUCCGUCCUCUUAGAAACCCUCGUGGUAUUCAGGUAAUGCUCUGAACCUUUAAAUGAUUUUUAAUUUCCCAAUACUUCUCGAAAACUGUUUAAUAAAAAAAUUCAUGUUGCCGCGCGUCUGUUCAGCGAUAGAUAACAGAUUGUAAAUUGUGGCUUUGAAAUGGUUUCAAAAGCAAAUAAACAAUUGAAGAAAUAACACUAAGGCAAGGUAAGCCAUUUUUAUUUCAAAUCUUAUCGGUCAGUCUUUUUCUUUCCUUACAGACACGUGGUGUUUUCUCCAACUUAUUUUAAGUCCGAAGCAUACACUAAGUUCCCUGGUAUUAUGGACUCAUUUUAUGUUGCGAAUGAACAAGGAAAGAAGAAAGACUGA